Cooperia oncophora is the source of this 402-nucleotide messenger RNA. The record is from the annotation of a GenBank genome assembly. NCBI's taxonomy places the organism in Eukaryota, Metazoa, Nematoda, Chromadorea, Rhabditida, Trichostrongylidae.
AUGUUCAUCAAUCAUCCGGCUACCAUUCUAUUUGUAUCAAUCUCAAUCCUUGCCAUUUGUACAGGAGUGUUCGGUUAUAUGUCCCUCUUUGGUGUGACACUCGAUCCCAUAGUGAUGUCCAUUUCGAUUAUGUGCGUUGGCUUCAGUGUCGAUAUACCGGCUCAUGUGUCAUUCCAUUUCCAUGCGUCAAGAACACAUGUGAUGAAACGAUCAACUUGCUCAACACUAGCGUCUAAUGGUGGAGAAGUUUCUAGUCCGGGAAAAGUUGAUGAAACGUACUUCAAAUCGAGAAAGACACGGAGAAAUGAUCAGAAAAUAGGGGAUAAUAAAUCUAUUCGUCCUCAUGAUGGAAAUCAUCGGAUGCCAGCGGAAGCUGAUAAUCGUUCCGAAAUUGCGCACUAA